Messenger RNA from Stylophora pistillata, 987 nucleotides. RefSeq lists its product as uncharacterized. Lineage: Eukaryota; Metazoa; Cnidaria; Anthozoa; Scleractinia; Pocilloporidae. The record is from RefSeq and is a predicted model, not a curated record.
UGCAAACAAGGAGGAACCUGUAACCCACUAUACGGAUCCAACGGCUUCUAUUGCGAACGAAGUCCAGGGAGUAUUGUGCAAGGUGCCUCAUGGAGUAAACUCAACACGGAUGAGGUGUGCUUUGGCGCCAAAAAUAAUACAUACGGGAACUUCACUAUGACGUCGCUUGGGGCUAUUCUAACAAUGAAGCUGCAGUACAUUUCAGGGUUUGUGACGUGUAAUAACAGAACUCUCCCUUAUGGAAGCCACUGGGCGUGCGGAAAAGGAUCGAGCAUUGCAACAAUUUUAACCAGUGCAGCCAAGAAAGUAGUUUUCCCAGAAGAUUACAAGGAAAAAGCUUACUCAUUAGCUGGUUACCAUGCCAACUCAUCAGAGCUGGUAUUUCCACCCCUGUCUCUACCACUGAAGGUAACUAAUGGCGAGGAGUACCAAAUAUGGUAUAACGAGGAUUUCGUUGACGGAGAGGAAUUUAAUAACGAUGGACAAACCUGUGUCAAUGUCUACGCCCUGUACGUGUCGUAACCGUCUAACUUCUUGAUUGCUCUCACUGGUUUGAAAAACAGUGAAAUUUGGUGAUGUGUUCAAGUUCUGAAUGUAACUACUUUCGGUCAAGGCGGUGACCGACGACAGGCUCUGAUGAUGACUUCCAACCAGGUAUUCAAAGCGUCGGUUGUUGUCAUCAGUGCAAUAACGGGCACGACCGACCGGUUACUGUUAUCAUUCACUGUGAAAAAAGUAUAAUGUUCUACCGGCCAAAAUCAUUGAUUGAUUGAACUUCUCGCGUGUUUUAAAAUGACCCAUCCACCUUGCUGACGAACUGCUAACUUGAAUAGUACACGUAGUAUUACAUUUGUGCAUUGAGAUUUUCUCGUGCAAAGAUUCACCUUUUAAUCAUUAUAUCUGUGAAAUUUAAAAUAGUAAUUUACUGUGCUUCUUUUUUUGUACAAAUCACAGAACGAUAUUGUCAUGAUCGUAUGCCCUACGAAU